AUGCAGCGCGUUGGUCCUGGAGGUCCUCAGUCGCAGAGCCAUAACUUUUCGUUAACCGCCCAAAUCGGAGCUGAAUUGCAGAGAGACCAGCCAAAUCUUCCAACAGGAUGGCAGAGGACUAUGGACAUACGCGAGCGCAGCGCGCGCAUCGUACACAUCAUUACUCAGCUACGCUUGAUUGCUACCAAUCCCCCAAUAGAUGCGGUCCAGGUCGCCCGAGCAUUUGAGAAGCAGACCAUCGAACAAUCACCGAGCAAGGAGACCUACCUGCUGAAAAUGGAGCAAAAAUCCAUAGAUAUCAAGCGUGCUCGCGAACAAAAGGCUUCCGGCAUGCAAGCCGAUGCUGCAGCCAUGAAUUCUUUGAACCCGAACAUGCAAAUCGGCACCGGCACUCAUUUGUCCAGCGGCACAAUGGGCCUCAAUCCAUCCUUCCUCGGGGGUGCUGGUGGACAAAGCAUGCAAGCGGGGCUUCCGUCGAAUCCUACGAAUCAAUUCAAUGCCUUCGCAGGACAGCUUGGAACGUCAAUGCAACCGACGCCGCCGUCGAUGCCCCAACAGAUGAAUAUGGCCAGUGCGAGCCAAACCCCCGUGAAUCCACUCAAUCUUCAGAUGCGACAGAAUGCCCUGCUACAGAACCAGCAGAUUGUGCAGAAAAUUCACAACGUUGCUCGCCAUUUAUACUCACAAUUUCCCGAGGACAAGAAACAGGCAUUUCGCGAUCGACAGAGGCAAAAUCUGGGCGAAGCCCAAUGGGCGCAGCUUGAGAGCAGCGGGAAGGAUGUCGUGAUGCAGCUUUGCAUAAACCGUGCUAAGGAUGCAGUUCUUGGACCAUUGCUUGGAGGACCCGACGGGACUUCUGUCUCUGCCGCUGGAAACCCCGUGCAGCACCCGCCAGGAAACAAUUUGGACAUGAACACCAUCGUCGGUCAGCAAGUCAACGCGAUGAAGAUGCAACAAAUAGGAGAACAAGUCGUGCCAGCAAGCAACAACAACAACAACAACAACAACAACAACAACAACACAAGUGGCAUCAAUCCCGCCAGUCGCGCAAACCUUGGGAAUCCCACAGCUGUUGGACAGAACCUCAACGCUCAAAUGCUUGCCAAUGGACUCAAUCAAGGGGGCGUUUCGGGCGUUGAUGGGUCGCUGAACAAUGCGCAGCAGUUUUUGAUCCGACAGCAGCAAGAAGCUCAAGUGCGAGAGCGUAUGAUUAACCAACACAAUAUGCGUCAAGCAAUGAUUAACCAGGCCAACAUUGCACAAGCUAAUGGCAAUCGCGGACAAACAGCCGCGCAGAUGCUCGGCAACUUCAGUGGAACAGCGCCCGGACAGACAAAUAAUCCAGCCAUGGCAAUGUUGACUCGUCCAAUGACGGGUCCAACUAGCCAAACAACACCAGGAACUCCUCAAGUCAACCGCCCACAGCCGACACCUUCGCCUAUGAAUACAAAUGGGCAAUUGUCGCUACAGCAAAUGAAUAUGAUGGCGCAGAAUGGACGGCAGCUUUCGCAACAACAGCAGCAACAGUUGCAAAAUCUUCAGCAGCAGAAGCAGCAGCAGCAGCAGCAGCAGCAGCAGCAGCAGCAGCAGCAGCAACAACAACAACAACAACAACAACAACAACAACAACAACAACAACAGCAGCAGCAUCCAAACGCAAAUCAGACGCAGACUCAGGCGCAAGCACAGAUACAGCUUCGGCAACAGCAGAUGGCUGCGGGCAACAACUUUGAUAUCAAUCCACUAGUCCGUGCGAGGCUAGGAAACUCGACUGAGGAACAGCGUCGCGCAUUCUUCGCAAAGCACCCGGACCUGGCUGCCAGGGCCGCCAACCAGGUUCCGCCACCUCGACCAACCAUGGCGCCAAAUACAAACAUGAACCUUGUUCAGAGCGCUACAGAAAACAAGCAGCAGCAGCAGCAGCAGCAGCAGCAGCUCCAGCUCCAGCUUCAGCAACAGCAACAGCAACAGCAGCAGCUUAUGAACAUGAUGUUCAACAAUGGGCCGGCAUUAGCGAACGCGAACGCCCAACAGAAGCAGCUCCAACAACAGCUUCAACAACAGCGUCAGCAGCAGCAACAGCAACAGCAGCAAUCGACGCAAUUCCAACAGGCACAACAGCAAGCACAGCAGCAUGCACAACAACAGAUCAAUCAGCAGGUACAACAACAAGCGCAACAACAAGCGCUGCAGCAACAGGUACAACAUUCGCAACAGCAGUCGCAGCAGCAACAAAUUCAAACGCAAGCGCAAUUGCCACAACAGCAGCAGCAGCUCACUCCGGCACAGAUGCAACAGAUGCAACGAAACCAGAUUAUCAAGAGGAUGGUCUACGACUCAUUACCCUUCCCGAAGGAGUACCUCAAUUUACUCAAGCUUUCUAACGUGCCAGGCAGCGCCGUUACGUGGAGCGACUUGAAGAGCCACAUCGUGCAGAACAAGGCUUCUCUGCCUGACCAGACCUACGAACGUUGUUGCGUGCUUCAACAGGAGAUCUAUGACAGGAAUCCGCCCCCGAAUAUGGAUGCCCUUGCCCGCAGCGUGAUAGAGCAAAACCGCCUGAGGAACUCAGCGCCACAGCAGCCAUCAAAGGCACAGCAACCGCCUCCAAGCAAUGCUGACCAACCUCUGCAGACCGUGCCGCCAGCUGCGCCGAUGCAAGCACCCUUGACAGUGCCGGCAACAUUACCGCCACAUAUCAUGCAAUUACUGCAGGCGACGCCGCAAGAAGUGCAGGCGUUUCGCAUGCAGAUGCCGCGCCCUUGUUCUGAGGAAUUGAUCCGCCAACAUAUCAUGCAAUCAAAGUACAAGAGGCUUUUAGAAUCUCGUCAGAAACCGAAGGUAUCAGCUGCGGGCUCCAAUGAGCCGGCAUCAAACAAUGUGCCUCGUAAUGGCGCGGAAGAUGGUUCGCAAGUGCAACAUCAACCUCUACCAACAGCUCUGUCUGUUUCUCAGCCUGGCCGCCUGCCCAACGAGGUGACGAAGCCCAAUGAGAUGCCCGGCGAAGAGAUCAACGGGCGACCUCCUGUGCAAAACGUCUCAGUGCCCUCUAUAUCGGCUGCGCAAUCGAGGGCGCACGCGCAAUUGCAAUCACUCAUGCGGAUCACGCCCCAGCAAAUUGCUUCCAUGACCCCCGAGCAGCAGAACAAACUCGCGAAGCAGAAGGAGAUCCUGUAUAAACAAAGCUUGACCAACAAUGCAAUUACUUCGGGUGCAAGUGGGGCUGCUCAAGCUGGGAUUCCGUCCAGUGUUGUCGCCCCAGCCCCCUACACAGUCCCACCACUCACACCUGCCGAGAGAGAGAAGAUCAGCCUUUUGUUUCGCGAAGUCCAAGCUGCGAACCCCAAAGGUCCAGCUAUAGUCGUCGACCAGUCUUAUCUCAAUAGAGCACAAGAAAUGCUUUCCAAGUGUGCUGACCCAUUGGACAGGAUGGAUUCCACAUACCCGGAAAUUUUGCGGACCCCCAACUUACCCAUCGAGAUCUUACGCAACCAAUUACGUGCCAAGUGGAUAGUAUCCUGCAAUCUGGACAACAACAAAAGUUUGAAAGAUUUGAGCGUCACCAUUGAGCAAAUACAGGAGAUCAUGCAACACGUCGGUGUUUACAUGAAUUUCUUCAAGGACAUCAGGAACAAGAACCAGGAGAUGCACGCUGCGAGAGCAACGCAAAUUGCGCAGGCACAACAGGCAACGUUGCAUCCACCCUCACUUCAACAACAGCCGACACAGCCGCCGUCAGCUCAACCGGGAACGCUUCAACCCGCAGCUGUAACAGCUGCGAGCCAUGCAACUGAUGUGGCGAGCGGAUUUGCGCAAACAUCGCAGCCGUCGCCCGUGAUGCUUGCAAUGAAAAAGUCGGCCUCUCAGCAAGCGAAUCAUACUCGUAAGACUUCUUCCACUGCCAAGCCUCCGCCGGCACCGACCGAGAAUCGUACGUUCGACUGGGGUACCGGCGCCGGCCUGCCCAAAUACGACAGCCGAAAUGAGCUCACCCCUGAUAAGCUCAAGUUUCCACCAAGUAAGAAGCGAAAGGCUGGUGCAGAUAGUGCUGCCUCAACGCCCACAGCUGCAGUAGGAACUCCGACAGCCACGGCUGCUAGUCCAGCCCAGGUUACACCUGGUGCUGCUGUCGUUCCAAUGGCUGUCAUGAACGCCAAAACCACUAGCCCCGAGCAAGCGAAGGGCGCCAAAGCGGCCUCGUCUGUGGUAGGACCAGCAGCAAUGUUGCCGUGGGUGGCCAAGAGUCGGGAAAAGAAGUUCCGCUGUUCUGAUCCUGCAUGUGUUGGCACGCACCUUGGCUUCGAUACCGAGGAUGAGUUGACGCAGCACGUCAAGAUACAGCACGAGCCUAUUGGUCUCCCGCUCGAUUUUCUGCUGGGAAACGCCGAGAACUUACUGACGAAGAGUUCAGUGACUACAGCAGUCGGGCACAAUGAUUCCGCCAGGUCCGAGAAACUUACUCUCGGCGAGGCAAUGGAACGCAGCCGUUCUCAAAGCCAUAGCAAGCAAGUCAGUGCGACCGCUACUGUGCCAAGCAACGAUCUAAAAGCAGCAGUUGCUUCGGUGAAGGGCGAAACGGCCAAGGACACCAUCGUUGAUGGUGCAUUAAGUAGACCUGUGACUAUGCGCGAUGCCAUGAAAGCGAAACUGAACCUCGACCCACGAACCGCACCUUCAACUCUGCCCGUGGCAUCGCCUUCACAGGUCUUGCCAGCCUCAGGAGCCUCGCAUUUCCCGGACUUCGACCUGCUUUCAACCAACACAGACGGCAUGGGUCUCUUCGACUGGGAUAUGCUCAACGCCGACGCUCCAGUGAUGCUAGAUGCGGCCAAUAAUACAGCGGCUGUGAGAGCGGACUCCACGGCCACGCCACUCUCGCGCACGACUUCUUCCGCCGCCUCGACAAUCGACUCAGAUGGCGUUCUCUUUACGCCUCCCAGUACUAGCGGUAACAACAGCGAUGUGGAGAUCACGCCGCACGACCAACUCACUUUGCAUGCUCGACUUCAAGGGUUCGUGGCGACACAGACCUGGUCUCCGUAUCCAGGUGCGGUUGCGGGCAUCCCGGUCGCCAUGGAGGACUUGCUCUUCAAUGGCGCAAUCUCCAGGGAUGUCGCUGCUGACCAGAGUGCUCCCGCCGGUGGUCUGUCCAUAGGCGGCGAAGAAUGGCUUUCGGAUGACAACUACUUUGAUCUGGACGCUGCCAAUGAAAGCGACCGUGAAGGCAUAUCACGAGGUCAAAAGAAGGCCAAGAGCGAUGAUGAGGAGGCACAGAAAGGUGCCGACAUUGACACUAAGCUUGAUAAUGCCAACGGCAAUGGAGAUCCUCCAAAAUCAUCGUUAAAGCCAUUGACUCUCACGGCAAACGACUUCGAGACGAUUCUGUUCGAUUGGGAUGGUACCAGUGGCAUUGCUGCUGCUGGCGGGAUGGAUGUCGAUGGUGGUGACGAUGAUACCCGUUCCGGUAUGGAAUGGGAGGCUUGGAUCAAAGGAUGA
This is a messenger RNA of Dissoconium aciculare CBS 342.82, 5496 nucleotides long. RefSeq lists its product as uncharacterized. The transcript has a single exon. The record is from RefSeq and is a predicted model, not a curated record. NCBI's taxonomy places the organism in Eukaryota, Fungi, Ascomycota, Dothideomycetes, Mycosphaerellales, Dissoconiaceae. The coding region runs from base 1 to 5496 and encodes 1831 amino acids.